Molecule: messenger RNA, 645 nt
Organism: Penicillium brevicompactum
Lineage: Eukaryota; Fungi; Ascomycota; Eurotiomycetes; Eurotiales; Aspergillaceae
Product: guanylate kinase
Exons: 3
Coding region: 1-645 (214 amino acids)
Biological process (GO): purine nucleotide metabolic process
Cellular component (GO): cytosol
Molecular function (GO): GMP kinase activity
Source: RefSeq, a predicted model, not a curated record
AUGUAUCCUUCGUCUUUUCGUGCUUUUUCGGCGUCGCUCAAACCAUUCAUUCGUGCUAGACGCUUUGCAUCUACAAUACCUGUGGUGAUCAGUGGCCCCAGUGGCACUGGCAAGUCCACUCUCCUGGGCCGCCUCUUCAAGGAGUUCCCCGACAAGUUUGGUUUCUCCAUCUCCCACACAACCCGUCAACCGCGCGCUGGUGAGCAGGACGGCCGCGAAUACUACUUCACUACCAAGGAGGCUUUCCUCGAACUCGUUGCCGCCGACGGCUUCAUCGAGCAUGCCCAAUUCAGCGGAAACCAUUACGGAACCUCCGUGCAAGCCGUCAAGAACAUCGCCGAGAAGGAGCGCAUCUGUAUUCUGGAUAUCGAGAUGGAGGGCGUGAAGCAGGUCAAGAAGACCGACCUGAACGCGCGGUUCAUGUUCCUCGCCCCUCCUUCGUUGGAGGAGUUGGAGAAGCGCCUUCGUGGCCGCGGCACCGAGACCGAGGAAUCUCUGGCUAAGCGAUUGGCACAGGCAAAGAACGAGCUGGGAUUUGCCAAGCUGCCUGGCUCUCAUGAGAAGAUCGUUGUCAACGACGACGUUGAGAAGGCGUAUACCGAAUUGAGGGAUUGGAUUGUUGACGGUGGUCGCUUCGGCGCAUAG